AUGGCCGCCCAUCACUCGCUUUCUGCCCGCAAAAUCAUCUUCCAGACCACCCAGCCGCGAAGCCUGUCGCCUUCGCAGCCCACGUCGUAUGCUCGCCUCAUGAUGAAUGCCUCCUACGGUGGCCAAGUGUCGUUCGCCCUCAACCGCAGGGAAACCAAGCUGGGUCGCAAGGAAGACAACCACAUCGUCCUGACCUGCGCCAAAAUCAGCAAAUACCACGCCGUCAUCCGCCGGGACGACGAGGACAGCCCUCCCACGUACUAUAUCAAAGACAACAUGUCCGCAAACGGACUCCGCAUCAACGACUCAACCAUCGAGCCGGGCGAGUUCUACCGACUCGCCGACGACGAUGUCAUCAAGCUCGGCACCAUCACCCUGCGUCUCCAGUACGCAUCCAUCGACGACGGCACUCCCACCACCUCGCCGUCCAAGCGCACUCCCCGUCCCACCUCCGGCAACGCCGAAAAGUUCCUUCGCCUCGUCACCAUCCUGCCCUUUGAGCAGCGCUACGAAGACAGCGUCACCAUCCGGGCCGAGCUCGAAGCCGACGGCGAUCCCGACUUCAAGCGCGUCGACCAAGUGACCGAUAUUGGCACCCUGCGCGAGGACUAUGAGAAGCUGCGUCUGGCCUACAAACUCUCCCAGCUGUCCUUCAAGAUGGACAUUACCGAGCUGCUGGCUCGAUCCCUCGACCUGAUCUUUGAGAUCCUGGCCGUUGACCGCGGAGUCGUGCUUCUGGUCGAUCAGGCCACGGGCAUCCUGAGCACCCAGUUCGUCAAACUGCGCGAGGGCAAGGCCGACGACUCGCAAGAGAUUCUCAUGAGCUCCACCAUCAUCCGCAAGGUCUACUACACCCGCACCUGCCUCAUCACUUCGGACGCAUACGAGGAUCCCCUUCUCGGCAAGACAGCUCGGUACGGCCAAAUGCGCAGUGUCAUCUGCGUGCCACUCAUUGCCCGCAACAAGGUCCACGGCAUCUUGCAUCUCGAUUCCAAGGAUCGCAUCAACUCCUUUUCCAGCAAAGACCUGUCGCUAGUCAAGACCAUCAGCAACCACACCGCCAUGGCCAUCGAGAACAGCAUCCUCAUCAAAGAGGUCGAGCAAAAGGCCCGCAUCACCGAGCAGCUAUCUCGCUUCCUGGCGCCUCACGUUGUCGAUCGCAUGGUCAACCGCUCCGACAUUUCGCGCAGCGGAGGCCGCGAGCUUGUCGGGACGAUCGUCUUUGUGGAUAUCCGUGGAUUCACCCACCUGAGCGAAACCUGCGAGCCCAGCGAAGUGGUCAGCCUGCUCAACGACUAUUUUGAACGGCUGGUCAGGAUCGUGUUCAAAUACGAGGGCGUUGUCGACAAGUACAUCGGCGAUGCCCUCAUGGCUGUCUUUGGAACGCUCGAGGGUGAAGUCGAUGCAGAGUACCGCAGCGUUGCGGCAGGCAUCGAGUUUGUCAAGGCCAUCGACGUCAUGAGCGAAGAGCGCCAGCGCAUCGGCAAGGCACCCAUCUCGAUCGGCGUUGGAAUCAACACAGGCGAAAUCCUUGCUGGAUUCAUUGGCUGCUCUCAGCGCCUCGAAUACACCUGUAUUGGCGACGCCGUCAACACGUCGUCGCGGAUCUGCGAUAGCGCAAAGUCUGGCCAAGUGCUCAUCAGCGAGACUACCUAUGAAUUUGUCAAGGACAGGAUCGAGUGCAGGCCCAUCGGCUCGCAGCACUUCAAAGGCAAAACCAGGGAGGUCAUGAUCUAUGAAGCUGUCCGCGUUCUCAAUGAGUGA
Polychytrium aggregatum is the source of this 1764-nucleotide messenger RNA. RefSeq names its product nucleotide cyclase. Bases 1 to 1764 code for a protein of 587 amino acids. The record is from RefSeq and is a predicted model, not a curated record. Gene Ontology annotation, molecular function: protein binding. The transcript has 5 exons. Lineage: Eukaryota; Fungi; Chytridiomycota; Chytridiomycetes; Polychytriales. Gene Ontology annotation, biological process: cyclic nucleotide biosynthetic process; intracellular signal transduction.